Capra hircus (goat) is the source of this 8162-nucleotide messenger RNA. It is a transcript of the gene SCUBE1, whose product is annotated as signal peptide, CUB domain and EGF like domain containing 1. NCBI's taxonomy places the organism in Eukaryota, Metazoa, Chordata, Mammalia, Artiodactyla, Bovidae. Gene Ontology annotation, molecular function: calcium ion binding. Gene Ontology annotation, biological process: signal transduction. Gene Ontology annotation, cellular component: cell surface. The transcript has 23 exons. The coding region runs from base 27 to 3086 and encodes 1019 amino acids. The record is from RefSeq and is a predicted model, not a curated record.
CCGGCCCGGCCCGGCCCGCAGUGAGCAUGGGCGCGGCGGCCGUGCGCUGGCACUUGUGUGUGCUGCUCGCCCUGGGCGCGUGCGGGCGGCUGGCGGGGGGCAGCGGGCUCCCAGCAGGGGCCGUCGAUGUGGACGAGUGCUCGGAGGGCACGGACGACUGCCACAUUGAUGCCAUCUGCCAGAACACGCCCAAGUCCUACAAAUGCCUCUGCAAGCCAGGCUACAAGGGGGAAGGCCGGCAGUGUGAAGACAUCGACGAGUGUGAGAAUGACUACUACAACGGGGGCUGCGUCCAUGAGUGCAUCAACAUCCCGGGGAACUACAGGUGCACCUGCUUUGACGGCUUCAUGCUGGCACACGACGGACACAACUGCCUGGAUGUGGACGAGUGUCAGGACAACAACGGAGGCUGCCAGCAGAUCUGCGUCAACGCCAUGGGCAGCUACGAGUGCCGGUGCCACGGCGGCUUCUUCCUCAGCGACAACCAGCACACCUGCAUCCACCGCUCCAACGAGGGUAUGAACUGCAUGAACAAAGACCAUGGCUGUGCCCACAUCUGCCGGGAGACGCCCAAAGGUGGGGUGGCCUGCGACUGCAGGCCCGGCUUUGACCUUGCCCAAAACCAGAAGGACUGCACACUAACCUGUAACUAUGGAAACGGAGGCUGCCAGCACAGCUGUGAGGACACGGACACGGGCCCCACGUGUGGCUGCCACCAGAAGUACGCCCUCCACUCGGACGGCCGGACGUGCAUUGAAAAGGAUGAGGCUGCAAUUGAGCGCUCUCAGUUCAAUGCCACGUCAGUAGCUGAUGUGGACAAGCGGGUGAAACGGCGGCUCCUCAUGGAGACAUGUGCAGUGAACAAUGGAGGCUGCGACCGGACGUGUAAGGACACAGCCACCGGUGUGCGCUGCAGCUGCCCGGUGGGGUUCACACUGCAGCCGGAUGGGAAGACGUGCAAAGACAUCAAUGAGUGCCUGGUCAACAACGGAGGCUGCGACCACUUCUGCCGGAACACCGUGGGCAGCUUCGAGUGUGGCUGUCGGAAGGGCUACAAGCUGCUGACCGACGAGCGGACGUGCCAAGACAUCGACGAGUGCUCCUUCGAGCGGGCCUGCGACCACACUUGCAUCAACUCCCCGGGCAGCUUCCAGUGUCUCUGCCACCGCGGCUACACGCUCUACGGGACCACCCACUGCGGAGAUGUGGACGAGUGCAGCAUGAACAACGGCAGCUGCGACCAGGGCUGUGUCAACACCAAGGGCGGCUACGAAUGCGUCUGCCCCCCCGGGAGGCGCCUGCACUGGAACCGCAAGGACUGCGUGGAGACGGGCAGGUGCCUCUCCCGGGCCAAGGCCUCACCCCCGGCCCAGCUGUCCUGCGGCAAGGCGGGCGGUGUGGAGAGCUGCUCCCUUGCCUGCCCUGGCCACACACUCUUCAUGCCAGACUCGGACAACAGCUACAGCCUGAGCUGCGGUGUCCCCAGCCUCCAGGGCAAGGCGCUCCAGAAACGCAACGUCACUAGCUCCAGCGCCGGGCCCAGCUGCUCAGGUGCCCCCACCGCCCUCAUCAGGCAGAAGGCACGCUUCAAGAUCCGAGACGCCAAGUGCCGCCUCCAGCCCCGAAGCCGGGAGCCAGCCAAGGAGGCCCCGAGGCAGCUGCUGCUGGAAAACUGCCACCUGACCUUUGUGACCCUCAAGUGUGACUCCUCCAAGAAGAGGCGCCGCGGCCGGAAGUCUCCAUCCAAGGAGGUGACCCACAUCACGGCCGAGUUCGAGGUGGAAACAAAGGUGGAAGAGGCCUCAGACACCUGUGAGGCCGACUGCGUGCGGAGGCGAGCGGAGCAGAGCCUGCAGGCCGCCAUCAAGACCCUGCGGAAGUCCCUGAGCCGGCAGCACUUCUCCGUGCAGGUCGCGGGCACCGAGUACGAGCUGGCCCAGCGGCCGGCCAAGGCCCCAGAGGGCCCGGGGACCUGCGGCCCCGGCCACGCGCCGCAGGACGGCAAAUGCGUGGCCUGCGGGCCUGGCACCUACUUCAGCGGAGAGCCUGGCCAGUGUGUGCCGUGCCUACCGGGGACCUACCAGGACGGGCUCGGCCAGCUCAGCUGCACACCGUGCCCCAGCAGCGACGGGCUCGGCCUGGCUGGUGCCCGCAACGUAUCCGAGUGCGGAGGCCAGUGCUCUCCAGGGUCCUUCUCCACCGACGGCUUCAGGCCCUGCCAGGCCUGCCCCGUGGGCACCUACCAGCCUGAACCUGGGCGCACAGGCUGCUUCCCCUGCGGAGGGGGCCUGCUCACCAAGCACGAGGGCUCCGCCUCCUUCCAAGACUGUGAGGCCAAAGUGCACUGCUCCCCCGGCCACCACUACAACACCACCAGCCACCGCUGCAUCCGCUGCCCCGUCGGCACCUACCAGCCCGAGUUCGGCCAGAACCACUGUAUCACCUGUCCAGGCAACACCAGCACGGACUUCGACGGCUCCACCAACGUCACUCACUGCAAAAACCAGCACUGCGGCGGCGAGCUCGGCGACUACACGGGCUACAUCGAGUCCCCCAACUACCCCGGCGACUACCCAGCCAAUGCCGAGUGUGUGUGGCACAUCUCGCCGCCCCCCAAGCGCAGGAUCCUCGUCGUGGUCCCCGAGAUCUUCCUGCCCAUCGAGGACGAGUGUGGCGACGUCCUGGUCAUGAGGAAGAGCGCCUCACCCACAUCCAUCACUACCUAUGAGACCUGCCAGACCUACGAGAGGCCCAUCGCCUUUACCUCCCGCUCCCGGAAGCUCUGGAUCCAGUUCAAAUCCAACGAAGGCAACAGCGGCAAAGGGUUCCAAGUGCCCUACGUCACCUACGACGAGGACUACCAGCAGCUGAUCGAAGACAUCGUCCGCGACGGACGGCUCUACGCCUCAGAGAAUCACCAGGAAAUUUUGAAAGACAAGAAGCUGAUCAAGGCCCUCUUUGACGUGCUGGCACACCCCCAGAACUACUUCAAGUACACGGCCCAGGAGUCCAAGGAGAUGUUUCCUCGCUCCUUCAUCAAACUGCUGCGCUCCAAGGUGUCCCGGUUCCUGCGGCCCUACAAGUAACGCAGGGACGGCGGCCCUGCUUGGGUGCCGGCUGCCCGGAGAGGGGAGAGCCCCUCCACAGUCGAAGCCGAAGGCGGAUCCGCGGGCCCCCCCACACUGGCUUGGGAACCGCCGUGGCGCCUGCCCUUUGGGAAUUGCUGACCAGCCGGUGGAUGGCGAGACCAAGUCCAGGCAGAAAGCCCAGCCCAGCUGCCCUCCUCCAACCCCGCUCUGGUGGGAGAACAUUGCUCAAGGCAGCCUUUCUGUCUCCCUCCCUCACCCUGCCUGUUCCCUUCCAGAACACUGAGGGCACCUGCUGCUCCCAGGCCGGCCCCAGCGGAUGCCUGCCGGGCCGGGACCUCGACCACCAGCUGGGCAGGUCCCAGGCAGAGCGGGCCCCUGGAGAGCAUGCGUGCCCUCUGCCUGGUGCUCUGGGGGAGAUGGGGGCCGUGGCUGCCGUGUCUCAGGGAGGCGCUCAGAGGCAGAAUCCGGGACGGGAGGCCAGGCCGUGGAAGGAGGGGUGCGUGAAGGCUCGGCUGGGGACUCUGAUGAGCCAGGCUCCAUGUCUGCGGAGCGUCACACCCACAGGUGCCUCUGGGUCACAGGGCCCAGGCCCUGGGCGAGGGUGUUGUCGGAGCCUCAGGAUUCCCUGAUGGGACUGAAGAGGGGAGCUGGGAGGGAAGAGUGAGAUGUGUCCUUCCCCAGGACAGAGCAUCUAACUGAGGACUAUGUCCGUGUAAAUAUAAAUACAAAGAUAUAUAUACUUCUAUCUGCGGGCGCGGGGGAACUGCUCUUCAGUAACGCUAAGUACGCAUCGCCACCCCUUCUCCCGUGAGCGAGCAUGAGCCCAGCUGUUGCCGACAUCCCCGACCGAGGAAACGGCCUCUCCGGGCACUCGCCCCCUCCGUUUACAGAGGCCGGGAGCCUGUGGGACUGAGGAGGCAGCCGGCUGGCCCCGGACACACUUUGGAGUACAGACUGGGGGCCCGGGGUGCUGCCCUUGGGUGGAAAGUGUGUUCCCCUCAGACCCUUCCUGGGGGGCCCAAGGGCCCGGUGGUAAACUUCGAAAGGGGCCUGCGUCUGACCUGAGGCCGUGACCGCAGAGUCCAUGCUGAGCCCGCUGGCCACCGGGAGGCAAGGCUUCCCCCCACCCCGUGCGCGCGGGCCAUGCUGAGCGCCUCCAGGCAGGCACACGGCACCGGGAGGGGUGGGCGCGGCCCCCAGGCGGAGGCCGCCGGCCAUCAGGGGCCUGGUCUUCCUGCUCCGCCCAGCGGCCUACCUCUCCCCGUCUCUCUUUGAAACAAGGAUGGUCUGGAGUGUGAGCGGGCUGACCGCAGCCUUCUCAGCCAGCUCCCGGGAUGGGGCUCGCGAGGACUGCCGACAGGCCGAGGCCUGGCCUGCUGCCUCGUGGUGACCGCCGGCCGCAGGACCCGCAGGACCCGCAGGCCCAGGGCCCCGGAGCGUUAGGUUACCAGACGUUCUGCAUCCCGGGAGCACGAGAGAGACCCAGCGCGAGCUCCCAUCACCCGCCCCCGUGGCCUCCAGAUGGUUCCCUCCUUGCCCAGGCCCACGCACACUGCCAGGGCCGAGCCCAGCUAAGGCGCCCAGAUGAGGCGCCGAGGGUGUGAAGCCUGGGGGCGGGUGCGUGAAGCCUCAGGAGGCUGGGCUGGGUUUACGAUCCUCCCAGGGCUGGGCACUCAGGAAUCACUGCCGUUACCUGCAUCCUCGGAGGCAGGUUCCCAGCCUCACCAGGGUUGCCAUCAGCGCCUCCUCAGCCAAACUCCGGCUCAAGCGGGCUGGGGGGCCCCAUCUGGUCAGUAGGGCAGUGUCGGGGGAGCCCCAUCCAGGCCGCGCCGCCCCCACCCGGGCACGGUCCAUGAAGGCCAGCCCUAGUUUGCAGAGAGAGCCCUGUCCUCCAUGUCAGGCCAUCGUCCUCCCCCGGAAAUAGACGAGCAUCCUCCAAAAUGAACCCCCCAGAGCAGCCACCUAGGGGAGUGCACUGGGAAGUGUUAUUUUUGCAUUUUUUUUAAUCCUCUCUGGAUUAUUUUUGACCCAAAGAAGACCCAGAAAGAGCUCUCCUCUCUCUGGAGCUCUUUCUGCUGCUCCUCUGGGUGGUUUUUGGCAGUUGCCACCCGCACGCCCACUAACCUACCCACCCUGUCGACGGGAGCCCCCCACCUCCAUCCACGGCUCACCACACCACUGUGGUCAGACCCUGCCUCCUGUCCCCCAGGCAGGGCAAGACAGGGACCCUGCCUGACCAUCUCAAGUGCCACGGGGCUAGCAGUCCAAACUGACUAGCACCCACAGUCACCAUCCAGCCCUCCCUCCCCAGUAAAACCGCCUCCCACACCAUCAUCAGGGGACUUGGAAGUCCCCGGGCGAGGGCUGGGGGAUCUGUCCCAAAUCUCCACAUCAGCCCUCAGUCCCAGGCUGAGGAACCUGGGGGGUCCCCCCUGUUAAACGUAGACCUGUUGCCACUCCUUGGGGCCUGGUGGUCCCGGAGGAGUCUCUCUGGACCACACAGUUUGUUUCUUCACGUUCCCAUGUUGUGGACACAGGUGGUACAUUGGCUGAUCCAGGAUGGCCAUCCCACCUGGCUCCAGGUGGAGAUGGAGAGGAAAGGAAGGCAGAGAAGGUCUGGCCCAGGUAGGCAGGUUCUGCGCUGUGUUCUGAAGGAGGGAAGGAGGCCUGGACAGGAGCUGCAUGGGCUGAGCCAGAGGAGCACAGCCUGCUCCAGGACGGGAGCUUGGCCUUGAGCAGCCGCAGAGCCCUGUCCCAGCCAGGGCCCGCCCUGCCCCCCUCACCUGGACCCUCAGUGGCUGGCCAUCGUUAAACUCUACGGAGAGGAGCCGAGCGACAUAUUUCUGGAAGCGGAAGCCUGCCUGGCUGGCUGGGACUGAAAGCAGGUGCCAAGGCCUGUGGUGGGUCCAGUGAGCUUGGUUCUGAUCCAGUGGAGCUGGGGCCACAAGAGUAGGUCUGCAGAGAUGCGGUGGAGAACUCCAGUGCCCUCCUGCGGGCCGGCUGGGCACCUUCUGGCUUGCUGCUUCCAUGAAAAUGCAGCGAGGGAGGAGAAGGAAACUCCUCAGGUCUAGCCAAGCCCUCCGCCAGGGAGUGAGGUCACCCCUCUGCUUCCCCGGAGUUGGGCCCAUUUUCCCCCAACUCUCUGGUAGCUUCGCCAGAGCCUCCAGCUGCCUCGUGCUGGUGCUGCCCUCCUCCUCCCGCCGGGGCUCUCCUUUAGCCUCAGACAGCAAGUCGCACCUGCCAGGGGUGGGGGCCUGCUCCCAGCUCCUCCUCGCCUGGAGGAGAUCAUGGGGACCAAGGUAGUGACCUCGGGCAGCUUUCCCUGCUGCCACUAUGGGUUUGGGGCACGCAGAUACAGUAGAAUUGAGACCCCAGGCCAAGAAGCUUGCAGGCAGGGAUGGCCAGCAGAGACCCUCUUCCCCACACCACUCAGAAACCCACCCUUCCCACCCUCAUUCUCCCAGAGACACUGGCAGAGUCACCCAUUUUCCCCGAGAGGAGGCCCCCCACCUGCUGGAGCAGGCGCCUAAGCAGGGGCCUGAAUAAUCCUUCGAGCACCUCCACCACCACCCCUGCUGAAAACAAGAGACUAAACUCAGUCAGGUCAUUCAGCAAACGUGUGCUGAGCACCUCCUGUGUGCCAGGCUCCCAGAGACAUCGAGACCCUGAAGCCCAGGAGCCAGCAGGUGCCCCCUGGAAGGCCCUCUGGUCACAGAGAAGAAGGAGACGGAGGCCUGCGUGGCAGAGCCCAGCACCUCCAUCGGGAGAAAGCCAGCCCUCUGUCCUCGCCUCCCAGGACCCCAGGCGGGGGUAGAGGGGCAGAGCAGGGAGAAUCGAGCGUACAGUUUUGAGAAAGACACCCUGACGGAGACACUGCAGCCAGCCAGGCCUCACUGAGCAGCUGCCCUCUCCACCCACAGAGAGAGAAGCACCUGGGCCAACACGCCCAGGACCCCCAUCUCCACCCCAGCGCCUCGCCCACUGCCUGGCCGGGCACCAGCACAGUCGGUGCCCAGGGAGGGAGGCUCCCUGCUUAGCACCCAGGGGGCCGCGGCCAUGCCUGCCUCCUCCCCUCCCUGCCUAGGAGCUCAGUCGGACUGGUCAACCGCGUCCGGGACCAAGGCCCCUCUUCCUCGCCAGAGAUACACGUUGGGGCAGCUACAGCCCCAAACCAACGUCCUUCAGGCCAGAGCGGGAGGACUCGAUCUUUGAGACACUGCCCGUCACCCAAGGAGAACCAGGGCGAGAGCUCCUCCCGCCCACAGCCGCCCCCGCCCCGCAUACCACCCGCCCUGCCAGGAGGCAUCCUGAGCACUUGCUGUGCUCCAGCCACAGGGACACCCGGAGCUGCAGUCGCCAAGCCGGCCGGCCUGGCUCCACACAGGGGACAUCAGCAGCACCCAGGCGACAUGGUCGUGUGUGGCCUCACACUUUCUCCCCACGCUCUGCUCAGGAACAAGGGCUGAAAGUGCCUUCGGACAGAGAUGGGCCUCUGCCCUCUCCCCCUAGGGGGACAGAGGGGCUCAGACUGAGGGGCUCUGGGUGACUUCAUCCGAGACCGGCACGCAGCCCUGGAAGAUGCCCAGCGCCCCUCCCGACCUGCCCCUCUGCCAGCUUCUGGGUGUCCCGAGAGCGUGGAGGAAAAGGAGGAGAAAAAGAGAAAGCUGGCUAAUGCGAAGUAUUGUUUUUCAGUCCGGAGGCCACGAAGAUCUGCAGGGAAACUUCUUAUUCCACUGAGGUCAAAACCUUAACAAGUCUGGGCAUCCCCAGCCCGUGUUCCUGUAGAAACAGGAUGGCUGAGCACCGCUGGCGGGGGUGGCGUGCUGCAGGGGGAUGGUGGGCGGACGGGUAGCCGACCCCAGUGCCUGCGGCCUUUGGCGUGGGCCUCCGCGGAGGCGCCAGCUGUACCGUCCCAGGAGCUGCCUGAAAGAGUGACAGGUAGCAGUGUAACCGCCUUUUUCUUUUAGCUGCCUCAGAUAUUCAACGUUUUGUUUUUGCCAUCAUGCUCAUACAUAUGCAUGUAAUGAAACAUUUGUGAAAAGUCACUUUCGUAAUAAACAAGAAAUGAACUGA